CGGCAGCAGCAUGGCCUUUCUCUGGCUCCUCUCCUGCUUCGCCCUCGUGGGGGCCGCCUUCGGCUGCGGGGUCCCUGCCAUCGACCCUGUGCUGAGCGGCCUGUCCAGGAUCGUCAAUGGGGAGGACGCUGUCCCCGGCUCCUGGCCCUGGCAGGUGUCCCUGCAGGACAGCACCGGCUUCCACUUCUGCGGGGGCUCCCUCAUCAGCGAGGACUGGGUGGUCACCGCCGCCCACUGCGGAGUCAAAACCUCUGACCUGGUGGUGGCCGGGGAGUUUGACCAGGGCUCAGACGCCGAGAACAUCCAGGUCCUGAAGAUCGCCAAGGUUUUCAAGAACCCCAAGUUCAACAUGCUCACCGUCCGUAACGACAUCACCCUGCUGAAGCUGGCCACGCCCGCGCGCUUCUCCGAGACCGUGUCCCCCGUGUGCCUGCCCAGCGCCAACGAUGACUUCCCUGUCGGGAUGCUGUGCGUCACCACGGGCUGGGGCAAGACCCGGUACAACGCUCCCAAGACCCCCGACAAGCUGCAGCAGGCGACCCUGCCCAUUCUGUCCAACGCCGACUGCAGGAAGUACUGGGGCAACAAGAUCACCAACGUGAUGAUCUGUGCGGGCGCCAGCGGCGUCUCCUCCUGCAUGGGUGACUCUGGUGGCCCCCUGGUCUGCCAGAAGGAUGGAGCCUGGACCCUGGUGGGCAUCGUGUCCUGGGGCAGUGGCACCUGUUCCACAUCAACUCCUGCUGUGUACGCCCGUGUUACUGCACUCAUCCCCUGGGUGCAAAAGAUCCUGGCCGCCAACUGAGCCCAGGGCUCCUGCCAUCCCAACCCUGAGAGUCCCCAAUAAAAGUAUCUGUCUGCACAU
Molecule: messenger RNA, 862 nt
Organism: Balaenoptera musculus (blue whale)
Lineage: Eukaryota; Metazoa; Chordata; Mammalia; Artiodactyla; Balaenopteridae
Product: chymotrypsinogen B
Exons: 7
Coding region: 11-802 (263 amino acids)
Biological process (GO): proteolysis
Molecular function (GO): serine-type endopeptidase activity
Source: RefSeq, a predicted model, not a curated record